Molecule: messenger RNA, 906 nt
Organism: Aspergillus affinis
Lineage: Eukaryota; Fungi; Ascomycota; Eurotiomycetes; Eurotiales; Aspergillaceae
Product: SDR family NAD(P)-dependent oxidoreductase
Exons: 2
Coding region: 1-906 (301 amino acids)
Source: RefSeq, a predicted model, not a curated record
AUGUCUCUCGAUGCAUCUUCCUUAUUCUCUGUUCGAGGCACUGUCGCCGUCAUCACUGGUGGCGGAUCCGGCCUUGGUCGCACCAUUGCCCUCGCUCUCGAUACAAAUCAUGCAUCCAAAGUCUUCAUUCUCGGUCGUCGGGAGCAUGUUCUUCAAGAAGCCUGCGCCCAGGCAUCAAACCACUCCCUUAUUCCCGUCCCAACAGACGUCACCUCCAAGGAGUCCCUCGAGGCAGCGUACCGCACCAUCGCAGCCCAGACUGACCAUAUUGACCUCCUCAUCGUGAAUAGCGGCAUCGUGGGCCCUCCUACCUGUCUUCCUCCGAAUCCCACAUCCAGACCCUUCACCCCCCCAACUCUCCGGGAAUUUCGCGACCACCACUUUUCUCACCCCAUGGACUCAUUCACCCGUGUCUUCGAUGUGAACAUUACAGGAAGCCACUACACUAUUCUCGCUUUUCUUCCUCUCCUUGCAAACGCAAAUCUCUCCCGCCCCCCUCCACAACAAGACACCGUGUCUCCACCCCGCCCACAGGUCAUCAUCACCAGCUCGAUCGGCGCGCUGGUGAAUCGCCCUGCCGGGUUUGCAUACGGUUUAUCAAAGGCAGCUCUUCUGCAUAUGGUUUCAAUAUGGUGUUCGUUUCUGGCAGAUCAUCAAAUCAGAGUCAAUGGCAUUGCACCUGGUUUGUUCUAUUCUGAUAUGACCUGUCCGCUUUAUCAGCGGUUCAGGAUCGCAGGGACAGGCGUGUCUGACGGCUCGUUUCCGGCUACGCAUAUCCCUCUCACUAGAGGUGGCGGGGAGGUUGAUAUUGCGGGAUUGGUGCUCUGGAUGGCGAGUUUUUCGGGUGGAUAUUUGAAUGGGGAGACGAUUGUGUUGGAUGGGGGGAAGAGGAGGGUUGUUAUUUGA